This is a messenger RNA of Aquila chrysaetos chrysaetos, 7137 nucleotides long. It is a transcript of the gene ZNF438, whose product is annotated as zinc finger protein 438. Gene Ontology annotation, biological process: regulation of transcription by RNA polymerase II. Gene Ontology annotation, cellular component: nucleus. Lineage: Eukaryota; Metazoa; Chordata; Aves; Accipitriformes; Accipitridae. Gene Ontology annotation, molecular function: DNA-binding transcription factor activity, RNA polymerase II-specific; sequence-specific DNA binding. Bases 2953 to 5445 code for a protein of 830 amino acids. The record is from RefSeq and is a predicted model, not a curated record. The transcript is spliced from 3 exons.
AAAAAUGAGCUUCAUGUCAUUCAGAUAUUAAAUCUAAUGUUUUCAUUCAUUUCUUUUAUUCUUAAUGAAAAUUUUAGAGAAAGUAUAAAAACUGUUGCCUUACAGUGGAGGACCUGUAGCCUGACUUGUAGAAAUAAUGUUGUCUAAAACCAAGGGCUGUCCUCAAAAAUGCCAUUGCAGAGCCUCCCUUAAGUGGAAAUUCCCCUUCUUAGAUGCAAGACUUCAUGGGUUUGCAUAGGCAUGAAGGCUUUUCCUCAGGUCACAACUGUCGAGUCAAAAAGAGUCCUUUGAAUUGGAGACAGAAAUAAUUUGGAAGAAGGCAUGGAAUAGAAGUGCAAUAUCCCUGAAAGAUACAUAUUAAGUUUCCCAGUGGCCUUCUGGUAGCCAGACAGCCAGAGUGUAUUCAAGUCCUUCAGUGUCAGAGUAGUAAAGACAUGAAUUACUGUAGCGAUCUCUGUGUGCAAAGGCAAUUGUUGAAACUUUUUGCCAAGUAUAAAUGGGAAAAAAAGAGUUUUGGUCACUGGUGAUACUUGCGUACUCUAGGUGAGGUCAGUAGGACCUCCAGUCUGUGAAUUGAGUGGUUGCUUUUUCCUGAACCAAGAUGCUAAAUAGUCUUCCACCAGUUCUUCCAAUUAGCUUUCCCAGUCCACAAGCAAGAUCUUGACCGAGUCCGAAGGACCAUCAGACAGCUAGUCUGCAUCUAGCCCAUCUCUAUAUUUAGACACUGGCUAAGCUGCUUAACUACAGCAAUUAUUUUGGAUGGAGGGAAAUACAGAGUUGAGUAUCCUUUGCUUACCAGAGGCACUGCAAUUACUAUUUCUGCACUAAACUGCCUAAUGUAAACUUGGGAAAAAAAAAGAAAGUUGUACUGAAGGCUGAUACCAAACAUAGCUUGCCUGGAAGAUGUAUUUACGAUAAAAUUACGCUAGUUGGAAAAAAAGCAUUUGUAUAAAAAUCCCUUCUCAAACAGUUAUAUCAAUGGUUAGAAUUGUGUUAACAGUGUAAGAAUAAUAUUGAUCUAAAUGGACCUUGUUUCAAAGAGCACUGUGUGGUUAAUAUUCAUGAAGGUCUUGGCUUCUAGAAUGAUACUUUCUGGUGGAGUGCUGAGAAAAUAUGUGGAGAGACUUUCUUUUAACGAAAAGUGGGAUUACUGCCUAAUUUUGCAAUAGGCAGGUCAGUGUAUUUGAGAAGCAUAAGCUUAUUUUUAAAGCUAGUGUCAUGCAUUAUUUCUACAAAUAUUUCCUCCUAAACUCAAAUUAACCUUUCUUUUGUGGUGCUUUGGCUGCCAUUUCUGCACUUUUGCAGAGGUGGCAUGUCCAUAGCAAAACUUCCGUCUUUUCCUGAACUCACAUCAUUUGCUACGAUUGGUUGGAGAGCGGGUGCCCUACAACUUGGAGUGUAAAUUAGCACAGGUAGCAGUCUGCUGAAGUGCUGGCUUUCCUAAAAAGUUUAUGCAAAUCAAUGAAUGAGAUUUUGAAAUAAAGAGAGAGGUACAAGCCAAAUGUGAGAGAAAAUGGAAGCUGCUUUAUGUUGAACAUUGUGGCAAGCUGAAUAACUGCUGAUUUGGAAGAAGUCUUUAACAUCAGUAUAUGGCAAGCAUAAGCUGGAAAAAUAAGAGCAGACUCUGUCCCCUAAAGGAAAAAUACACUUGUUCUGUCAUCUGCUGUAUUUAAGCUGUACAGUUUGACCUGUAACUAGCAUUGAAGUUCAGGGCUAGUUUGGUUAAUGAUUACAAUACUUUACAUCAUUUUAUUGUACUUCUCAGAAGCUCUUAAAAGUGUUUCCUCAAAACCGGCAACAAAAAGAUAACCCUGCAGGAAACAAAAAAAUAAUCUGAGUAUUAUUAGCGAUCUUAACAGUUGAAAAGGUAAAGGUUUUUCUAUGUUUAGUGAUUGUAGAUUGUCGAAAAUGGAAGUUCUUAGUGAGUAAUAGUACAUGCUUCUAGCUUUUGGAGAAUAAAAAAGGCUGUAGGGAAACAGAAUUUUAAACUUAACCAUGUUUCUGCUUUUUCCAGGUUGCACAAACUCUGUAGGCCUUGACUUAACCCUGUGUAAAGGGAUCUCUGUAUUUGUGCAGGAUUUCCAUAUGUACAGUCGUCCAGUCUGCACAGAAUAUCUAGAAAUUCUGGAUAUCUCUACAGACUUUGAGCAGAAAGAAAGUUAUGGUAGCACCCAGUAGUUUCACUUAAUUGGAGGAUCAAGAAGGUGCAUAGUAGACUUGGGGUUUGAUGCUGUAGACGGCAAUAAAAGGAUCAAAGGCUUAUGCCCUGCAUAGUUAUUACUCCAUGAACCUGCUGUAGGUCAAAGAGUUUUGAGAAGCAUCAGACCUACUAUGUAUGAACUGUACAGUUUAUACAUGAUUACUCAGUGAAUCUAGCAUGUCCUGAAGGCAGUGGAUUUACUGCACAUGUGCAUACCAUGAGUAUGCACGUAUAUCUGUCCAGGAGUUCUGGUCAUGAAAUAUGAUAGCUCUGUAACUUACAGUGCAUGUUACAAAGUGUGUGAUAUCUGAAAAGAACACCCAGGGUUAAGAUAAACUUACUGGAGUUUCCAGUGUUGGUAGUGAUUCACAGUUACCUCUUUAAGUCCAUAACAAUGUAUAAAUGUAUUCGUAAUACAAGGCUUUAAAAUGGUAAGGAAUGGAAACUUCCCUAUGGAAUUACCUUACUGCAAUAGUUCAAGGUCCCAGCAUUUACUCUUACAUAUUCUAUUCAGAUGUGAUUCCCCUCUCAAAUUUUUCUUACAUUUUUGCCUUCCCAAAUUGCCUUUCUGCUUGAGAUCUUUGUAGUUGAAUUUUCAGUGGUUGAGAUUGUUGGGAAUUUUUAAUUCUUUUUCAGGAAACCUAUCCCAGUUUUUGAGAACUGGGAGUAUCGGUAGUUGAUUUGGGAGUGGGUAAUGAGGCUGUUAUAUGAAAUGGUAGCGGUACUAUUAACUAUACAUCAAAUCCCUUUUUAUGGAGUGUCUGAAAGAUAAACACAAAUCCCCUUCAGAUAUAAUACGAAGUUUUCAGAAGAAAAGUCAGCUUAGGACCAUUGCUCCAAAAGUGGUACCAAAAAUGUUAACAUCUGGAGUGGUUUCUUGUCUUCAGUCAUCUUUAUCUGAGCAAAAUACACCAAUUUCAGCUGCAGGUUCUAAACCACUGGUGGUACCAACCCAAAACUAUGCUGUCAUGCAGGUGGCUGGUCAUGAGGGGACUUUUUCUCUGUUGGCCUUGCCAUAUGUUGCCCCUGCCCUAACACAGCAAGUCCAGCAGUCAAAUGUGGCCUCUUCUGAAAACCUAAAGCUGCCUAUCCCUAGGUACCAAUCUGUAAGAAAUAAAUUGCUGAGUGACAAAAAACUGGCACAAGUCUCUGUUUCGGGUGCACAUAACGAGAUUCCUACCAAAGCAUUGAUCUCAUCACAGACUUCCCCCGUGACUACUUUAACUGAAGACUGUCCCAAAACUCAUUCUAGCUCAGAUUCAACUGAGCAAGUGAUGCUAACAGACCAUGACUCAGCUGAAGUUACGGUUGCCGCAUUAGUAAAUAAAAGCAAUUGUGUGGAAUCUGGAUGUCCUUUAGUGAACAAAACUGAAAUUGCUAACGGUAAUGUUUCUGGACCAUCUGUAGUUAAAGACUCUUUAUCCAAGCGGGCAAGUACAAUUAAUCCCAUGAAACUAAGUCUACGCUCUGUGAAGACAGUAUCUGAAACCACAGGAGAGUCAUUCAUAACGUCUGAGAAACUGAAGGAAAAACCCACGAAUUCUGCAAAUUCUGUUGCUGUCCUGUCACCAGCAGUUUUUGGCAGUACAGUACAGAUGACUCCAUUGGCACCAAAAGGAAAACUUCCUAUUUUGCCUUACUCGCGGAUGAAAAAUUCAGUGUUCUGUAAAUUUAAGCAGAAUACUAAUGUUACAGAUGUGUCUGGUCCUUCACUAAGAUCUGAGUGUGAAAAAAUACCAUCUUUGGCGAAAACCUUUCAUGUUCCUACUAAAGCAUCUGAUAAGCGAUUAGCUGUAUCAUUUAUACAAGUCCCCAAACAAACCGUUCGAGAAAGUACCUUCUCUCCAUCCAAUAAAGUGGAUGUCGACAGUCUUAAAAAAUUGAACAGUGCAGCCUCUAAAAGAAGAGGCAGGAAGAGAAGAGCCCCAGAUGAUUUAUUGGCUUUUCAGACCAAGCGAAGGAAAUGCAUCAUUAAUAAGUUUAGAGAAGGAAGAGAGAGGGUGAAAGUUGAUCUUCAGCCACCUGAAGACAAAAAAGCAGAGGCAGUGAAGAAAUACCGUAGUAUUAGGCCAAAGCCAGUGGUAGUUGUGCAGGCUUUUGCACCACUGACUGCUGCGGCAAUAGUAGAGACACCGUCUCCUGAGCAAUUAGACCAAGAUACUGUUUUAAAUAGUUCACUUCCCAAUAAAUAUUUAAGUUACAAGCAGAGUGAUGCUACAUCAGUUAAAUCAAGUGAUUUAAGUAGAAGUGCAUCUUCAGCUGUACCUAAGCCGUCACAUAAAUGUCAUGUUUGUAACCAUAUCUUCCAGUUUAAACAUCAUCUUCAGGACCACAUGAACACACAUACAAACAAACGGCCUUACAGUUGUCGAAUUUGCCGGAAAGCAUAUAUUCAUUCUGGAAGCCUGAGCACGCAUAUGAAACUUCACCACAACGAAGGCAAACCCAAAAAGCUUGUGUGCUGUGAAUUCUGUGCUAAAGUUUUUGGCCAUGCAAAAGUGUAUUUUGGCCACCUCAGAGAAGUGCACAGGGUUGUUAUCAGCACAGAGCCCUCUAGUAGCGAGCAACAGCUGCAAGAUGCUUUAAAGAAGAGAGACACGAAUAUAAAAGAGGCAGAAGAAGCAACAGAGAGGGGAAAUAAGUGCAAUUUUGAGGACCUAUUCCAUAACCCAGGAGAAGUCAAAUUACAGAUCAAAUGUGGUCGAUGCCAGUUUGUUGCACAGUCUUUUGGUGAAAUGAAGUUUCACUUAUUGUGCUCUCAUGGAGAAGAGAUCCAGGGAAGAGUAAAGGAAGGGGUUUUGCAAGGAAAUAGAGGAGCUAAGGGGGAACUGAUCAAACAUGCAACCCACUUCUGGAAACAGUGCAAUGAGAGAAGACAUUUAGCAAAAUGUAGUGCCCGUGAGGAGGAGUUUUAUACUUUUCCAAAACUGAAAAGACAGAUAUACUUUCACCAUCAAAAUAAUGUUGAUAUGUUAUCUAAAAAUGAACUGACUCAGUCAGGAAGCGGUGAAGCAGCCAAGGAGAUGCAAAAUGUAGGUUUUGGUACACAAAGCAAAAAAAUAGAAAUUUGGUCUAAAGCGGGCUAUAACUGCAUUUUGUGCAAACAGUUAUUUGGAAGAAAAGAGGAUCUUUGUAAUCAUUGGCAGAGUCGUCAUAACUGUGAAGACCCUUCCACUUUAUGGACAAUUUUUAGUUUGUUAUCAAAACAAGGAAUUAUUGAACUUUCUAGUAAUGGUGAAUAUUGAAGCUCGAUUCUACAAUGCUAUGAAAAAGAUCAACUACCUUACUAAAUUGUUUAUGGUUUUCUGCUGUGUUGCUAAACUAACUCAAGAGAAGUGUCACUUCAGAGGUUUGUUUGGUGGGUUUGUUGUUUUGUUUUGUUUUUUUUUUUAAGUUAUGCUAACCUUUAUUUUGUUGAAUAGAAAAUGUAUUUAUCCAGUAUCAUUCCUGAUGGGUACAUGCAAGCCAAUCACUGUACUUAAAAUUCAUGCUUAAGGAACUUAGCAGCAGCAAAUACUCAAUACUAAUGGUUAACACCAAGGAAAAAGAUUUUCAAGUUAAACUAUACUAUACACACAGAAAUAAAUCAUUUUAUAUAAAGUAAUCUCAAUCUUGAAUGAAAUUACAAACCAGACUGGAAGUGUAAUUUCAGUCCCAGCUGUGCUUCCAGAUUUUAUGGUAAAUAAAUAUUUCCAUGCACUUCUCUGGAUCAUUUGAAUGUGCAUACAUUCAGCCAGCAUUCAGGAGCUUUAUAAUCUAUAAUUUAAGAGCUUUUAAUUCUUGUUUUCUUGAUUCCAGUAUCUUCAACCAUGUUCAUUGCUUGCAGGUUUGUAUUGACAGGUCUUUUAGGUGUUAUAUUCUGUCCUGGGAACAGCAAGAAUUUUUGGAUUUUAAAAGUGAAAAAUCUACGUGUAUGGUUUUUUUGCCUGUAGCUCUUCGGGUUGAAGACGAGUUAGUUGCCAUCCAUGAAGAUGGAACCCUCAAAGCUUGACUGCUUUAUGAAAAAAACCAAGUUUGUUUUAAAAAUAGUAAUCUGAGUUGGUUACUCCUGGGAAGUUUGACAUUCUGCAAUAGUCUGCAUGUUUCACAGUGAACUUUUUAGUAUAUCCCUUGCACCUCCUGUGACAGCAGCACUACUGCUGCCAACACCAUCAGCACUCUGCCUUUAACACUCUAGGUGUAUAGCUUUUGUACCUCUGCAGUUGACCCAGUCUGUGGCUUUAAAGGGAAAUUGUUCCUUCACUUCUAAGUCUAUGGUGCAGGUAGUGAGGUUUUUUCACUUGUGUUGCCAGAUGUACUGUACUAGAGGAAUUGCAUGCGGCACCUUAACCUUCCAAUAUCAGGAGCUAGUAACAGUUACGUUGUGCAAAGCUGUAGCAGCCUGUAGUGCAGGAGUAGUGCAUUCUGUGUCCCCCUGCUACAGAGCAGGCAUGGUAGGUGACCAUUUCAGCACAUAUCCAAGGGGGCAAGUCAGUUCAGGCUGUAAGGAGAUGGAGUUCUGGAGCUCAGUUUUGAUGAAAAGGUCACUGAAGCCAUUGAAUCUCAUUUGAAACUGGUGUUUAAACUGCUGUUACUUAAAGCCUUAUGUACCUCUGAAUUAUUUUGGGAGCAAUAAUGGAGACAGUGUAAGAAAUCACUGUAUCACUGUUCAACAGAAGUCAGAGCACAUCAGAGGGCAAACUGAAAAAUGUACAGUCUCUACAGUACUACUCUAUUCAUUUCUUGUGGUCAAACUGUAAUUGAGGGAUUGCAAUGAUAAAAGAGUCAUUCCUAAAAUGUCCUGGGUCGCCUCUUACUGUUUUGCAAAAAUUGUGGUGAUGAGAACAUGAGAAGAGAUCUAAAAGUAUUGGGUUUUCUGAGUGGCAUUCCAGAAGCUGUUGCAAUAUUUUGUGUAUGUGUUUUGUUUCUCAACAGUAAAGGCAAUUUUGAUGAGGUAA